CCCCGCUGCACUGUGCGCUGACAGCGGGCUGAACGCAGACCGCCGCCGUCGCGAGCACCGUUACCGUUUCUGCCGCCUGCGGCUUCAACUCCACAUCGCGAGCUGCGGUCCGGAUACGACCUGCCACCGGAGAGGGUUAAACUACGCUGACGGGACACCGGGAAAAAUAUCUGAAACUGCUUUUAACGGCUGUGCACGCGCUGAGUGGCGGGGCUUCCGGCGAUCGGACUCUCCGUACAGCGACUUGGGAGGCUGACAGCUGGAAGACAUUUGACUGCAUGAAGAUGAUGAGUGACGGGACUCUGGUCCUCACCUAACCCCCCACCCCCACCCCCACCCUGCCUGGACAUGAGGCCGCUCCGAUCGUUUGCAAAUGACGACCGCCAUGUCAUGGCCAAACAUGCCAGCAUCUAUCCAGCCCCAGAGGAGCUGGAGGCCGUCCAGACGCUGGUGUCCACCGUGGAGGGAGCCCUUAAGAAGGUCUCUGAUUGGAUGGACGACCUCAAAAAGUCCUCAGGGACGACUUCUAUAAGUGAUGAGACUGAUGGCAACAUGGUGGAGGAAGAUGCUGCUGAGACAAAGUCCGAAGCGACGUCGGUGCUGUGUGGGGUGAUGCGUGUCGGCCUGGUCGCCAAAGGUCUGCUGAUCAAAGACGACAUGGACCUGGAGCUGGUGCUGAUGUGCAGGGAGAAACCCACCAAACUGCUGCUGUACACCGUCAGCGCCAACCUCCCCCUGCAGAUCCAGACGAUGACCGACGACAGAUAUGAAGUCCGGUCGUGUGUGCCUGAGGCGGCCAUCCAGGUCUGCAGCACCACAGACCCCCACCUCUCGCUGAAGAUCACCAUCUCCUCCUUAACCAUGAGGGAGGAGCACAGCACCACAGAAGGAGGAGAGGAAGACAGUUGCCAUGGCGACGAGGAGGAGGAAGAUGUCCUGGAUAGGCAUAAGUGCCGGGCUGGAUUGGCUUCGCUUCGACAUGCUAAAUGGUUCCAGGCGAGAGUCGCAGACCUCAAGUCCUGCAUCGUCGUUCUCAGGAUUCUCAGAGAUUUGUGCAACCACCAGCCGGCUUGGCAACCUCUCAAAGGAUGGCCUCUGGAGGUGAUCUGUGAAAAGGCCAUAGCGACCUGUAACCGUCCUCUGGGCCCUGGAGAAGCCCUGCGUCGUGUUAUGGAGUGUAUCGCCUCAGGGAUGCUCCUACCAGGAGGUCCAGGAGUUCAUGACCCCUGUGAGAGGGAACCCACAGACGUCCUGUCCCACCUCAGCGCCCAGCAGGCGGACGCCGUCACCCGGAGCGCGCAGCAUGCCUUACGCCUCCUAGCGUUCGGACAGCUGUACAAGGUCCUGGACAUGGACCCUCUGCCGGCCUGUAAACCCUCCCCAAGGCUGCUGGAAGGCGGCUGUCAGAAGAGACUCCGGGAGGAGUCGGGGUUGGACGACAGAGACUUCAUCAAAAGGAUGAAAGUUCUGGACUGGAGGAUGACGGAUCCAAACCACCCCAUGAAUGCUCUGAUGCGUCUGAACCAGAUCCAUCCAGGUCUUCAGUACCGCCUGCUAUCCCAGUCCGGCCCUGUCCAUGCUCCGGUCUUCACCAUGUCCGUGGAGAUCCAGGGAGCCACCUACCAGGCCACGGGGAACUCCAAGAGAACCGCGAAGCUCCAAGUCGCUCUCAAGGCUCUGCAGGCUCUAGGCUUCGUGCUCGGACCCGACGGGGACGUGGACUCGCUGAGCGCCGAUGAGAAGUCCGACGGCGAAGGCAGAAACGACAGGAUGUCCUCCGGCUCCAGCUCCAUGUCCAUCACUUCCUCUACAGACACACAGGAGUCCAGAGCUCCAGGUCCCAUUCUGACUGCAGGAGGGAAAAACCCAGUGAUGGAGCUGAAUGAGAAGCGCCGUGGCCUUAAAUACCAGCUCAUCUCGGAGAGCGGGAGCAGCUACGACAAACGCUUCAUCAUAGAGGUGGAGGUGGACAAACAGGUUUUUCGGGGAUCGGGUCCCAAUAAGAAAGUAGCUAAAGCCAGCGCUGCCCUCGCCGCCCUGAACAGCCUGUUCUCCGGCUCCAAGUCAAUGACCAGCAAGAAGAAACGGCCCAACCCUCCACCAAAACGACCUCUGACCUCGGUGCUGACCAUCCCCACGCUCGCUGCCAGACCUCCACGUGUCCCUGUAAUACCCAGAGCUCCAUACAUCAGCACCCCCCCCACACAUGGCUACAUCCCUCCAGGUUUCGGUGCUCCUUACGGCUACAGCCCUGCCGGCGCCCUUCCCGCUUACGGUUUUCCCUCCAGAUUGCCCUCAGUAGUUUUACCCGUCAUCAGAGUUCCCACAGCUUACCCCACCACCCAUCUCUACCCCUAUUAGGACCCCACCCUCCUCACAGGAGACCACUUGUUAAAGGAAUGCACCUUCAGGCAUCAAACCACCGAUAAUCUUCAGUCAGCUGCAAGCAGCAGCUUAUGUUAAAGUUGUGGUUGUGUGAAUACAGUUUGAUUAAUCAUCAUGGGAGAGUUUAGUGAGAGACUAGUUCAGACUGGUUGAUGGAGAUGAGUUACAGAGGAGCUCAGAUCAAACCUUAAAGCACUGGACAGCAGUAACGGCAGAACAAGUAAAAUACGCACGAUGUGGUUUGGAAAAGUUCAUCAGCAAAGCAAUUUUCCAACGAUGUAAUCACUGGUUAGUGCAUUUAAAAUAUUUAGCUAGAAAUUAACCUCCAGGAGUGGCUUUUACUGGCUUUUCGGCUCAUUAGAAGCAAAAAGUCCCCCCAAAAAACAGCAAACAAUAUUUCUGAUUAAUAUGUUUAUCACACAAUAAUAAUAUUUUUUAUUAUUUAAAGAUUUAAAUUGUACUAGAAUUUAAUACAAAACCUUUUUUGAUGCAUUAUUUUUUUUUUUUUAUUAUUUUAACCCUGUCAAUGCCUAUUUGAUCACAUGUUCUUACUGUUUUCUGAAAAGACAGAAAAAGUUGUUUUUCAUAAAAUAGAUUAUCAUUUAAAUAAUUGCAUAUUUGAUUUAGUCAUUUGAGCAAAAUAAGUAGAAAAAAAAUCAACAUUUUUACACCUAAAAACCUAAAAAAGAACCUAAAAAGGUGUAAAUUUGUCCUGGUCACCUUUUAGAACAAUUUAAAUUAGAAUUUCAAAAUUCUUCAAGAGAAACUUUUUUUAUUUUUUACAAGAAAAAAAAAAUGUCCCAAACUUAAAAGAAAAAAAUCCCAUAAUUACCAACAAGAUUUAAGAAAAUAACUGAACUAUAAAUAAAAAUAUUUCUUUAAAAACAACUAACAACAUUAAGAAAGAAACAGAACAAAUAUGCAGCCCUUUUUAGGGAAAAAUGAAAUAUACACAAAGCCUGGAAAUAAAGACAAAUUAUACCAUCUGUGUCAGUUUUAGUCUUUAAAACAACUCAGACAGCAUGAAGGACUAAAACUCACCAUCACUGCAGAGCAGAGAUGUCCAGUUCUGGUCCUCAAGGGUCGCAGUCCUGCAAGUUUUAGAUGUUUCCUGCUCCAACAAACCUGAUUCAUAUCAAAUGGAUCCAACAGCCUAUCACAUUCGGCACAAUGGCCCAUUAGUUAGAGUCAGGUGUGUUGGAGCAGGGAAACGUCUAAAACCUGUAGGACAGCGGGACUAAGUUGAAAAGCCUUAUUUUAGAUGUUUCCUGGGUCAUUAACAUAUUUGGGUAGAAAUUAGUUUGUUGAGGAGAUCAUUUUAAUAAUUAGAGCAGGAAAACGUCUAAAACCUGCAGGACUGCGACCCUCCAGGACCAGGACUGGACAUGCUUGUUUUAGAGCAGUGAAGUAAAUAACUGAGCGAGUCACGAUGACGUUCUCCCACGUGGCUGGAAACAGCUCAGCUAACGAUAACUUAAGUUUAGGUUCCUGCGGUAGAAGCAUUAGUAGAUGUUUCUCUUCCCGUCGGUCGGUCAGUUGGAGGGUCGGGCCGUGAUGUUUCUGUCACCUAUACAGCCUAAAAACAAAAGUAAAGAAAACAAAAACACCUUCCGAGAGGAAAUAACUAUAUUUCUAUUGUAUUAAACCAGAGAGGCAACAGCUACAAUAAAUGCAAUGUUUGGACACCAAGAACUAAAAAUAUUUACUGAAGAUGUUUUUUAAUCUGAGGAGCAGCAGAACUAACGACUCAACUGAGGAUAAAGAACCGAAUAAAAACAACUAAACUUUUAUCUGGAGGCUACUGAAGACAUAAAACUUCACUUAUGGAGUUUAACAAACUUUCCUGUAAAUAUCAGCUAUAAGAGAACUAAAACUACAACGUCUCCAUGGAAACCAGACAACAGCAAACAAACUGAAUGUGAGGGAGCGUCUUUCCCAGCAAGUCAGUUAUUCCUUUAACAAUUACUCCUGGAUGUGAAUGUUGUUCCUUUUCUCCGUUUUAUGACGUUCUUGUUUUGUUUCUGUGGUGAGGAAACGAGCGGCUGGUUGCACUGAGGAACCUUCUCCCUUCGUUUCAUCCCAAACGUUUACGGUUAAAUAUGAGUUAAAAUCUUCUCUUAUCAGAGAUGUUUUAUUUUGACCUGUUUGUAGAUAAAAUUCUUUUUAAUAAAUCAGUAUUUUUUGUCAAAUGUG
This is a messenger RNA of Melanotaenia boesemani (Boeseman's rainbowfish), 4578 nucleotides long. RefSeq names its product spermatid perinuclear RNA-binding protein-like. The coding region runs from base 349 to 2361 and encodes 670 amino acids. NCBI's taxonomy places the organism in Eukaryota, Metazoa, Chordata, Actinopteri, Atheriniformes, Melanotaeniidae. Gene Ontology annotation, molecular function: single-stranded RNA binding; double-stranded RNA binding. Gene Ontology annotation, cellular component: precatalytic spliceosome. The record is from RefSeq and is a predicted model, not a curated record. The transcript is spliced from 18 exons.